Mollisia scopiformis is the source of this 1005-nucleotide messenger RNA. RefSeq lists its product as uncharacterized. The coding region runs from base 1 to 1005 and encodes 334 amino acids. Gene Ontology annotation, biological process: proteolysis. The transcript has 2 exons. Lineage: Eukaryota; Fungi; Ascomycota; Leotiomycetes; Helotiales; Mollisiaceae. The record is from RefSeq and is a predicted model, not a curated record. Gene Ontology annotation, molecular function: metallodipeptidase activity.
AUGGUUUCUGAAGCAGAAGCCCGCGACAUUUACAAAUCAGCAAUCCACUUCGACGGCCUCAACAUCUGCAACUUCUCCCGCACCAUCUUCGAAGCUUGGUCCUCAGGCGGUAUCACAGGCGUAUCAUGCACCAUCAGCAUCUGGGAGAAUUUCCGGAACUCAAUAGCGCAAGUCGUACAAUGGAAAAAGUGGUUUGAAGAACACUCCGACUUAAUCGUCCAAGCCCAUUCCGUUGCCGACAUUCGCCAAGCAAAGAAAGAUGGGAGAACUGCUGUGAUACUGUCAUGGCAGAAUACAGCAGGUAUCGAAGAUCAGCUCGAUUAUCUGAGAGUGUUUAGAGAUUUGGGAGUCAGAAAGAUGCAACUUACGUAUAACACGCAGAAUUAUUCUGGAGCAGGAUAUACUGAGUUGAAAGAUUCCGGUCUCACUGGAUUCGGGAGGGAAGCGGUGGCUGAGAUGGCGAAGUUGGGGAUUGUUUGUGAUUUGAGCCAUGUUGGGCCGCAAACGAGCAGAGAUGUGAUUGAAUUUGCACCGGAAGGGAAACCGCCUUGUUUCUCGCAUGUCUUGCCGGCGGGCAUGUUGGAGCAUCCCAGAAAUAAGAGUGAUGAGUUGGUCAAAUUGAUUGGUGAGAAGGGGGGCUUUGUUGGUUUGUCGCAGUUUGGGCCGCAUAUGGCGAAGGGGAAUGAUAGUACGAUCGAUGACUAUGUUACUGCAUUGGACUACGUUAUCGGUUUGAUUGGAGAAGAUCUGGUUGGAAUCGGGUCUGAUUCGAGUGAAGAGCAUGGACGACCUAGCGAGUUUAUGGCUUGGUGCAACAGUGACAAAGGUUAUGCAAGGAAGCUCACACCAUGGGGAAGCCAGAAAGUUGUGAAGCCUCUUGGACCUUUAGCAGAUCGUGCAAAACUUGCAGAAGCAAUGGCAAGAGCAGGUUGGUCAGAAGUGAAAAUGAGGAAAGUGCUUGGGGAGAAUUGGCUAGCUUAUCUUGAGAAGAUAUUUGAACAUUAA